Messenger RNA from Mya arenaria, 1407 nucleotides. RefSeq names its product putative nuclease HARBI1. The record is from RefSeq and is a predicted model, not a curated record. Bases 1 to 1407 code for a protein of 468 amino acids. The transcript has 12 exons. Lineage: Eukaryota; Metazoa; Mollusca; Bivalvia; Myida; Myidae.
AUGAGUCGUCGUAAAGAAAGUUUCAGGAUGGAUCCAGUGCUAUAUCUCCCUUUCCCACCUUUAUUCCUUGUUGUCCUGAUUGGCGUUGUGAUUUUGUGUGUUUUCCUUUGGUUACGGUCACCUGGACCAUCUUCCACCAAAAAUGAAGAAACCAUAAGAAUGGAUCCAGUGCUAUAUCUCCCUUUCUUACCUUUAUUCCUUGUUGUCAUUGUUGGCGUUGUGACUGUGUGUGUUUUCAUUCGGAUACGACCACCUGGUCCACCUUCCACCGAAAAUGAAGAAACCAUAAGACAAACACAACAAAAGGAGAAAGAGAUUGAGGAUCGUACAAGGGAAAGAGCUGACCUUUUAGAUACGAUUCGUGCUCGGGACAGAGAAAUACAGAAAGCUAGGGAAAAGGAAAGAAACCUGCGAAUGAAAAUUGAGAAACUGGAGGAGGAAUAUGAUCGAAUGAAACUGGAGGAACUUGCAAUAAGGAUGGAUGAUGACCGAAAAAAACAUGUGGUGGAAAUGGAAGAGUACACGGUCAAAGCUGUCCAAGUAUCGUUUACAAAUGAUGGCGUAGCAUUUUUGGAGGACAUCUUGAAUGAUGACAUAAAAAGAGAAACUCACCGGAACAGGGCCCUCAGUGUGCGACAGAUGGUUCUUAUAACCCUUCGGUUCCUCGCCACAGGGCCGUUUUUCAGUGUUGUAGGAGACAGCAUGGGUUACCACAAAUCAACAGUUUCUCGUGUGGUAACCCACGUGACGGAGAUUAUUUGCAAAAGCAUGAAACGAUUCAUUGUAUGGCCUUCCGACGAAGAGAAGAACAGAGUGAAGAGCGGAUUUUUCACAUCGGCAGGCUUCCCUCACGUAGUGGGGUGCGUUGACGGGACACACAUCCGUAUCCAGGCCCUUUCUGUUGAUGAGCCAGCUUAUGUCAACCGAAAAGGCUAUCAUAGUAUCAACAUGCAGGCAGUUUGCGAUCAUGAAGGAUUGUUCACAAGUGUCAACGCCAGUUGGCCGGGCUCGUGCCAUGAUUCACACGUGUUCAGGACAUCAGGGCUGUGCAACAGGCUACAACGAGACAAUCAAUGUCUGGAAGAUGGGGUGCUUCUUGGAGAUAGUGGGUAUCCUUUACGGCCAUUCCUCAUGACGCCGUUUAUGAACGCUGACACUCCUGCCAAGGAGAGGUACCAGCUAGCCCAUACUAGAACCCGGGUUUGCAUAGAAAGGGCCUUUGGUAGGCUCAAGCGGCGCUUCCACGUGCUGCAAAGUGAGAUCAGACUAAGUCCAGACAAGGCCUGUCGCAUAGCUACAGCCUGUGCAAUUUUACAUAAUGUAGCAGUCAUGUUUAAUAUGCCAGAGGUAGAUGAUGUAGAUGUCAUACAAAACAUUGAUAAUAAUGUGCAGGAUGAUGUUGAAUAA